UUUGCUUUAUAGUUUACCAUUGCUUUGAUCAAGAAGUGUAUUCUCGAUUUUUCAGCACAUCUGUGGCUUUUUUUGCAUUCGCUGAGUUCACGGUCUAAUGGUGAAUUCUCUUGUUAUAGAACUUCGCUUUUAAAUUGUUUACGUCUAGAAUCACUUCAAACAAGUCAUUUGUUUUUAACGUCGACCUUGCUUGAUGGUUACGUAUCAUUUCAUGUGGUUUCUCAUCUCAUAUUUUUAUUUGUUCAACUUUUGACAGAGCAAACAAACCCGAGUAUUAGUGAUAGUAUAGAAGAAAACAUUUGUAUUGUAACUUCUGUCUGUGUGUGUUUCAGUUCUUAUGAAAAAUAUUCGUAUGAUGGAGGAAAUCAUCGGAGAACCUGCUACAAAGCUUCACGUAGGCAGGAGUAGAAAUGACCAGGUAGCUACAGAUAUGAAAUUAUGGUUAUUAUCAAAUACGAAAUUAUUGGAUGAAGGUAUCAGGCAUUUGAUUAGGAAAAUGGUCUUCAGGGCUUCCCAAGAAAUUGAUAUUAUUAUGCCUGGGUAUACUCAUCUACAGAGAGCCCAACCUGUCAGAUGGAGUCACUUUCUGUUGAGUCACGCUUGGAGUUUGAAGAACGACAAUGACAAAUUGGGAACCUUUCGAAAGGCAACAAGUGUUAUGCCAUUAGGAAGUGGUGCUUUAGCAGGAAACCCAUUCAGUAUUGAUCGUAUCAGCUUAGCCAACUCUUUGAAAUUUGAAGAAAUUACCCCAAACAGUAUGCAAGCUGUUAGUGACAGGGAUUUCAUUGCGGAAUUUUUAUUUUGGGCGUCCAUGGUGGGGAUCCAUCUCAGCAGGCUUGCAGAAGAUCUGAUUUUAUUCAGUUCAAAAGAAUUUGGUUUCAUCAAUCUCUCAGAUGCAUAUUCGACUGGGAGUAGUCUAAUGCCUCAAAAAAGGAAUCCAGAUAGUUUAGAAUUGAUAAGGGGAAUAGGAGGAAGUUUGUUUGGUGAAUGUUGCUCCUUUGUUUUGGUUCUCAAAAGUUUACCGUCAACUUACAACAAAGAUCUGCAAAGUGAUAAGGAAGCCAUGUUUAAGGCAUUCGAUAAAUUGAAAUCCCUACUGGAUGUAGCUAUAGGUACCGUUGAAACAUUGAAAGUUAAUGAAGAUAAAUGUCGAUCAGCUCUGAGUUUGGAAAUGUUGGCAACCGAUGUUGCGUAUUAUUUGGUGAGAAAAGGUGUUCCUUUCAGAGAAGCUCAUCAUCUAGCAGGCCAGGUGGUUUCCGAAUCAGAGAAGAAAAAGGUCAACCUCAGUGAUUUGACGUUAGGAGAAUUGAAACUGAUUAGUGAACAUUUUGAACACGAUAUUGAAAAAGUUUGGAAUUACGAAAAUAGUAUUGAACAGUAUCAAGCCACCGGAGGGACAGCAAAGUCCAGUGUUGAGAAGCAAAUUGAAAAAUUACAAAUAUUUCUACAAGAGGACGUUGCACUGGAUUCCAAAUGAUUUUUUGAUUCUUCAAUAUACUUAGAUUUUUGUGAAAUUAAAUUGGUUUCGAA
Leptinotarsa decemlineata (Colorado potato beetle) is the source of this 1530-nucleotide messenger RNA. RefSeq names its product Argininosuccinate lyase (gene Argl). The record is from RefSeq and is a predicted model, not a curated record. Gene Ontology annotation, molecular function: argininosuccinate lyase activity. Gene Ontology annotation, cellular component: cytosol. NCBI's taxonomy places the organism in Eukaryota, Metazoa, Arthropoda, Insecta, Coleoptera, Chrysomelidae.